UUUUCCUUUCCCCCUUUUACAAACGCUGGCAAUUGACAUCAAUACAGGCAGCCUGGUAGAGAACAAACUGUCUCAUCCCAAGUGGACCCCGGCAGCUGGGAAAAGGCAGACAAGAUCUGGGGAAGCUGUGUGUGGGGUUUGAUUUUUCCCACCGAUCCCCGUCUCCUAUUUUUUUUUUUUUGGUGUGUUUCUUUUUUAUAUUCUUGCUGUGUUGGAACUAGCGAGUGGUGGAAGACGAGCAAUCUCCGAAGCCUCAUCAGUCAUCGGGACUGUCAGGAAUAGUGGCUUAAGAGGAAGCUCGGCCUGGGGCACUAUACCCUGUCAUCCAGUUCCCUGCCUCGGAGAUAAAGAUUCCAGCUACAUGGGCAAACGCCUGGAUCAGCCACAAAUGUACCCCCAGUACACUUACUACUAUCCUCAUUAUCUCCAAACCAAGCAGUCCUAUGCACCAGCUCCCCACCCCAUGGCUCCUCCCAGCCCCAGCACAAACAGCAGCAGCAACAACAGCAGCAGCAACAGCAGCGGGGAACAGUUGAGUAAAACCAACCUGUACAUUCGAGGCCUCCCACCAGGCACCACUGACCAGGACCUAAUCAAGCUGUGCCAACCGUAUGGAAAAAUUGUAUCGACAAAGGCAAUUCUUGACAAAAACACAAAUCAGUGCAAAGGUUACGGUUUUGUGGAUUUUGACAGUCCCGCAGCCGCCCAGAAAGCGGUAGCGUCUCUCAAGGCCAAUGGGGUGCAGGCACAGAUGGCCAAGCAACAAGAGCAAGACCCAACAAACCUAUACAUCUCAAAUCUCCCCAUUUCCAUGGAUGAGCAGGAACUUGAGAAUAUGCUGAAACCCUUUGGACAUGUCAUUUCUACAAGAAUACUAAGAGAUGCUAACGGGGUCAGCCGAGGAGUUGGCUUUGCCAGAAUGGAGUCUACUGAAAAAUGUGAAGUGGUAAUUCAACAUUUUAAUGGAAAAUAUCUGAAAACACCACCUGGCAUCCCAGCCCCUAGUGAGCCUUUACUGUGCAAAUUCGCUGAUGGAGGACAAAAGAAGAGACAGAAUCAAAGCAAAUACACCCAGAAUGGAAGGCCUUGGCCCAGGGAAGGAGAGGCUGGCAUGGCUCUGACCUAUGACCCCACAGCUGCCAUACAAAAUGGAUUUUAUUCUUCACCGUACAGUAUUGCAACCAACCGCAUGAUUCCACAGACAUCUAUCACGCCAUUCAUUGCUGCUUCCCCUGUCUCCACAUACCAGGUCCAGAGUACUUCAUGGAUGCCUCAUCCGCCAUACGUUAUGCAACCAACAGGUGCUGUGAUAACGCCGACAAUGGACCAUCCAAUGUCAAUGCAGCCAGCAAACAUGAUGGGCCCCCUGACACAACAGAUGAACCAUCUUUCGUUGGGCACAACAGGAACGUAUAUGACUGCUGCUGCUCCUAUGCAAGGGACCUACAUUCCCCAGUACACGCCUGUGCCUCCGACAGCUGUUUCUAUUGAAGGUGUUGUUGCUGAUACCUCUCCCCAGACAGUGGCACCUUCAUCCCAGGACACCAGUGGUCAGCAGCAACAGAUAGCAGUGGACACAUCCAAUGAACAUGCAUCUGCAUAUUCCUACCAACAGUCUAAACCAUAAACAAGACUGAAGAAUGUCCGUCUGAAACUUUGCCUUGAAUGAAGAGACUUCAUUGAACAAGAAGUUGGCUUCCAGUUUGCACAGGCGUCAAUGGAAUGCUUUUUUCUUUUUUAAUUUUGUACUUUACCCAACGAAAACAAAGCGUUUUGUGUGCUGUGCAAAUGGGUCCUUCAUGUGGUCUGACAGUUUAUUUUUGCCAUCAUUUUUUAAAUUAAAGUAAAAAAAAAAAAAACAAAAAAAAAACCAGAAGAGGAAAAACAACAAAAACAAAACAUGGAAGGUUGACAUUUGAUCUGGAAGAACAUUUGAAGUCAGAAUUGACCUGAAGGUGUAGAUAGAUUUUUUUUUUCUUUUUAAUAGAAAAUCGGAUGUCAAGAGGUGGGCAAGCAGAAAUGGAAAGAAAUUGUCUUCCUCGGUAAUUAAGCUACUCUUUAUUUUUUUUCCUUCUUGUUUAAAUGUGGGUUGUUUUUUUAUUUUUUCUUAGAAAUAUUUAGGUAAGGUUUAUCUUGAAUCUUAAUUGCCUUAAUUUUAAGGACGUCAAAGGCUCUCGAGGCAAGCUGUCAACGUCUUGUUAAAAAAAUCAAGAAAGAAUUGAAAUAUUGUGCCAGCUUUAACUGGUACAGAAGCUUAAGACUCUUGAGUUUUUAGGGUGAAAAAACUGUACAGUUUAAAAGAAAAUGUUUUUCUUCAUUUGAAGAAAAUUUGUUGAUAAAAGAAACCAUGGCAACUGCGAGAAUUGGAAAAAUGCUGGGACUUUUCAUGAACUUUGUCUUAAGUGUUGACCCAUUCUAGAAGGCUAAAACAUUUUAUGGUAAAGUUAUUAAGGUUGGUUUAAAAAACAACUGCAUUAGAAAUAAUGCGUGUUUGGGGGGCAGAAUGCAGAUUUUUUUAAUUUACAAAGCGUGAUUGCUAGCAAAAGCAUUAGUGCUUUUUAUCUGCAGUCUUUUUUAUGAGCUUUACAAAGUUUUUAGUCAGCUUUGCUUGUCACAUUGCAAAACCUAGCUUAAGAGCAUUAAAAAAAAAACCACACAAAAAUCUUAAGUAGAUAGGAGCUUAUGGUCAAAAGUGCAAAACAAAACAAACAAAAAAAUACAAAAAAAGCAAUAGAUAGAGAAAUUGUUGACAAUUUCUGUAGUCUUUCCUAGUUGUGAUCAAAUUCAGCCUAUGGAUGGCCUAUUUUAUACCAAAGAUGAAGUGGCACCCUAUUGCAGUCCAGAAGAUAGAGGUCAUUUUUCUUUACUUUUCGUUAAAAAUUUUUAUUUGACCUACAUGGCCGGACCAGUUCUUACUUUGUUUGUUUGUUUAAACUACCUUCCACUGGUGUUUUACAUACUGCAAAAAAAAUUUUAUUUUUAAUAUUUGUUGUUAGUAGAAGCUUGCUCCUGCUGUGUUCAGCCGUUUCAGCAUGAAGAGUUCUGGAUACCAACUGACAGAGCCAAAUGGCUUUCAAUUCCAUGAGCUUUUCCAGUUCCUUGCUAGCUCCCUUGAAUAGUGAAACCUAUAUGGAUGGCCACCAGUAAGCUAAGACACUUUUUUUAACAGGUUGAAAUUUCUUUUUUGUGAAUUUUGAAUGAAAGAUACUUCCUGAACCUGGUCUGAAGAGUCACUUGUCCAAAAAAAAGAAAGCAUAGUGAUAUUCUGUUAAGUGGUGAGUGGUCUCCUGAAAAGGUCCCAUUGUAUUAGUAACAAUAGUCUUCCUUCUAAAUUCCAACACCUCUUGAUUUUGUCUUUGCACCUUAGUCUUUGUCAUCAUCCACAAUGAAUAGGCACCUUGAUUCUGCAGUGGGGAAGGGAUAGCUUCUUUUUGCCUUUUUUUUCUCAUUAUAUUUUCAUAUCCUGGUAUUGUCAGAAGAAAGACAAUAGACCUUUUUAUUUCAAUUUAACUCUGAGAAAAGUAGGACCAAUAAGAUUGAGGAUUCUAUUAGUGGAAUUUAGGUAAGCUUUUAAAAUGCUAGUUGACAAUCAAGAAAUUAUUAUUUAUAUUCAUAAGAACCAAAACAAUUGGGUUUGAUCAAUCAUUAAAGCCAAAGGAGAUAUAUUUGCAUUGAGCAUGAUGCAAAGCUGUCUCUAAAAUGAAUUGAUGGAACAAACAUUCCUGCAUAUUUGGUUCAUGAAAUCCAUAUUCAACCUAUACAGUUUUACCUGAAACUAAGGACAAUGAAACUUUGUUCAUUGGACCAUGCCCUAGAAUUGCUUUUUGAAUGCAUCAUUAGAAUCAAAUAAGUGAAACUCUUUUCACAAACUAAGUCAUAGGAACCUGUCUUAGUCCAGAAGAAGAGGGAAAUGAAUUAAGUGCACUGUAAAAGAAAGCAGAGUUGGCUUUUAAAAACUAUUUAAAAAUUAAAGGAUAAAUCUUUUUUUCCAUUAUAUCAACAUGGGUAGUGAGUUUGACUCACACGAAAGUAUCAAUAUUUCACUAUUUAUGACCUACAAACAGAAGCCCAGUGUUGAAAUAGAUCUGGUUCUCUUAUUUGCAACACCAUGUAUUGGAAACUCAAAUUUAGAGAGUGACUCCAUAUCUUUGUGAUCAAAUUAGAGGCAAAAAUAUAUCCAAGAAAACGUAACAUGCUACAGAGAAAUUCGAACUGGUCACACCCAUCCUUAUGUUUUUCCAUGCUUUAGAGAGAAUCCUAGUUUUCCGCUCCCUCUGUUCCAUCCUUCAGCCUCUUCUGUAUUUUAAGGGUGGCCCUUAAGUUUUAUCUUUGAGAAGUGGGCCCCUAAAUUUCAGGGGGUAUAAGCAAACAUGUAUGGGAACUGUAUUUGUCCUCUUUCUUUUUCUCACUGUCUGAACUCUUUGUAUAAAUAAGGAUUAUCCUGGGCAUAAUUCAUUUGAAUAUGAAACCAACAUGCUUUCUUUUGUUUCUGUAAAAAAAAAAAUUAAUGUGAUACAAAGAAAGUCUCAUUUACACAACCAACAAUGAGGCUAAGAGGUAGCUACCAUGUGGCUGAUGAAUGUGCCUAGGUAACUUCCUGUUUCUAUUCAAAACUACUGCUUUAUUUAUACAUUCAGAAACAUUUUUUUCAACUAUGAAAUUUCCAUGAUCUCAAUUUUUUUUUUAAGCCACUUCAGGCAAAAGGAAAUUACCUAUAAUUUUAUGUAUCCAUGUGUGUUUUGUGUUUGGAUUUUUUAUAUCAUGCCAUUCUAUAAAAUACCUUAUUUCAAGUCAAGAAGGAAAAAAUGGCACAUGUUCAAAUUUGCAUCUGUCAUCUUACCUAAUUGUUUUUUAAGAGUCAUGUCUGGGGAGGGGCGGGGGUGGGAAGCAUCAACAGGUAAGCAGCGUUACAUUGUAUUAAAAAUAAAACAACCCAAAAUCUGUGUUCAAUACAUGCAGACAUCACAAUCCUAAUUUAAUCAACAAUAGUUAUGUUGGUUAUUUUAAUCCUAUUUACGUCUGUAAUUUUUUUUUAAGUAUUCUAGUUCACCAGGGUUUCAAGCAUUUAUUUCGGUGUUCAAUUUUUCCUUUCAAUUUUAAUUGUCAACACUUAACCUAAAUAUUAGAAAUCAAACUAAAGCCAGAAUCUAAAUGGGAUAAACACUAUCUCAUCCAAACUCUAGUAACAAGAACACUGGAGGAGGAGGUGGUUUUAUUUUUGUUUUAAAUAAUGAUAAGGUAUUGUCGGGGUGACAAAGUAUGCCUAGUGACUGGGGGCUCCUCAGUGCAUGGCCAGGUCUCCUGAAGGUGUCAUGGACCCUAUGGGAACUCAGUGUGAUACUAGCAGGGGCUGAUGACCAUCCUUGAACAUUGCCAUGUCUUGAAUAUUGUGACAUAAUAAUCUAAAAAAAAAAAAUCCCCUGACUCCAGUUUGGUCAGGGUUAGUUUGUUUCCUUGGUAGAUUUCAAUUGUCCAGGUGUUGUCUCCAUGCUUCACUUGAAUCAAUUCUUCCUGUGACCUUAAUGGAUCUGCCACAUUUGACAGCAUGUAAGACUCACCUUAAAUCUUUUCUAAUGAAAAACUACACGGUGUUAAAAGCACUCACCUUAGAGCAGGAAGGCCAAGAGUAGCAGGUGGAUAGAGGAAGUAGGAAGUUCACUGUACCUACAGAAUACAUCAAUCUUUUGCAACACUGCUUUAAAAUUAUUUUCAAUUAAUGUGUGACCAAAAAAAAACUUCUAUUUUUUCCCAAAAAAACUUGUUUUGAAUAAUUGGGAUGCCAUCAAACACCUAUGUACCUUUUAGAGUGGUCUAAAAUCUCCGCUAGUGAAAAGUGAGAUUUGAUUUAAAUAGGACUUUUGCAGUCUUUUUCACGAUUGAGAAGUUUCAAUGUGCUGUCUAGACAGAUUAUAAUGUUAGUAGGAGACUAAAAAUACAUUUGACAAUCGAGUCAUGCUUCAUUUGAGCACACAAACCACUGCAGAUGAGCUGAUAAGCAGAGGAAAAUUCUUAAGUGGGUUUCAGUGAUAAAUGUUUUUAUGUGAUAUGAAAGGAUAAUAUUUAUGUAUGUGUAGUACAACAUUCAGCACUUUUGAGGGUCACUUCAAAAUAAAGUUAAAACAUGUCAUGGAGCCCUUGAUCUGUAUUAUCUUGUCCACAGUAGGGAGUGAAAGAUGAGAUUUUGUUUUCCUUAUUGUGGCUGGCAUGCUUCCAAAUUUGGAGCUCACUGGGACUGACAGCCUCUCACUGCAAUCCGAGGGACUGAUGUAAUGGAAACAGGCUCAUUGAUUCUGUACACUAUCCCCUUCCUGUGGCAGAGUGAUAGUGGCAUUUCAUUAAUGAAUCAAUUCAUUUUACAAAUGACAUCCACUGUGGCAGUGGAGGACAGUUGAGUCUAACUCACAUUUAAUAAUUUCCACCAAAUAUAUUUAAAUAUGUAAUUAGUCUUUUCAUCCAAAUGCUCUUGGUCAUGGCUGUCCUUUGUAGAUUACAUAGUUCAGGAAAGUACAAAAGCUAAAUGUAAGAUCCCUGAGUGGCCCCCAAAAUCGUUUAUGAUACAGGGUAGGGAACUCACCCCAGAUUGUCGACCUCUUUUAUCGUUGGUUAUAUACCCCAAUACAUAUACAUAUUCAUUCAUUCUCUCUUCUCUCUCUCCUCUCUCUCUCCUCUCUCUCUCUCUCUCUUUCUCUCUCUCACACACACACACACACAGGAUGGAUGGCUUCUCAAUAUUCAUUUCUUUGUAUUUUGGGGAGGAAAAAUGAUGUUUCAAGAAAUGCUUCUUUCCCUCAGAAGCAUUAAAGCUGAAGCAGAGAUGAGAUCAAGCUUGGAAUCUGCAGGAAGAACCACUAGGCCACUGAGUCGCACUUUUCUUCCUUUUUAUUCACUCCAGUUAAUAACCACCCCAUGACCAAAUCUUACAGAAAUACAAUCACUCUCAAUUUUUGAAGGGCUAAUUAUCUACUUUGUGCAUUUCUUUUAUAUUUUCUUUUCAACUAUUAGGACUUGGGGCUUGAGUGAUUUUUGUUUUUUGGUGUGUUUUUUUUUAACAUGCCACCCUGAGGGUGGAAAAAGAAACAAUUGGAAGUAAAAUUCAAAUUAGUCUAUUUUGCUCUUUGUUAAGUAUUGGUUUAUUGAAGGAGUUUGAAAUCAUUUGUAAAAAUUAAUGUCAGAGCAUUACAUAGCAUUGAUUUUUUUUUAUUACCCAUGGUGUCCCUUUCCCAUCCACCACAAAUAAUUGAGAGUUGACUGUAUUCUUGCAGAACAUAAAGAAAAGAGGAAAAAAAAACUGUAGCCAAGAAUUUGGCUUCCCUCAAAAGAAAGCUGUUUCGGUUUCGUUCACCUUUGAAACUUGAACCAGUAGAAAAGGUCAACUCAAAAUUCAGUUAUGAAAAUAUAACUGCUCUUAAAUACACACUUAUCCCCAUCUUAAAUCUUUCACGCAAAAAAAUUUUUUUUAACUUUGCAGUAAUGUGUUAAGGCUGAAUGACCUUGACAUUCCAGUGGAUUUAUUUAAAUAAUCAUUUCAAAUUUAAAUAGUGUCCAAAGUGUAACUUUUCUGUUACACUUUUUAUUUUAGACCCUCUGGUCUUAGAUUAUUAAGAUGCUCUGUCCUCCCUAAAUGCUAUUCCCUCAUAUAUAAAAAAGGAGUUAUUCCAUACUUUUCAGGAACUGUAAAUACUAUUUCAAAAAGACACUUGAAAAAGUUUUCUCCAUUCUGGAAAUCAAUGCUUUCAUUUCCUUAAAAAGAAGAAUUGGAAUAUUAAUUCAAAAAUAUAUAGGUAAAAGUGUUCUUGCUAUGAAAUAUUCAGUUUCUUAAAAAAAAAUGGGACAGCUUCUAUUAAAACCCUUGUUUCAGGCCAUAUUUGACUUCAUGGAACUUCUAGAUCAUCAUUUAAUUUUGAACUUAAUUUAAGAGCAUUUUGUACUGCUGUCUCUGUCAUGGAAAGUUAUGUAAUUCUAUGGUGUUUCUGGUUUUAUUUUUAAUAUUUUCAUCUGUACCACAGUCAAACUAGCUACCAUUUCCCCCAUUCCUUGGGCUUUCUGUAGAUCAGUGGAUGUUAGGUUUAAACUUCUGUUUUAUUUGAUGAAGCUUUCAAUAAAAAAUGGAAAUAAAAUCAA
Myotis lucifugus (little brown bat) is the source of this 8121-nucleotide messenger RNA. RefSeq names its product RNA binding motif single stranded interacting protein 3 (gene RBMS3). Bases 362 to 1627 code for a protein of 421 amino acids. Gene Ontology annotation, molecular function: poly(U) RNA binding; mRNA 3'-UTR binding; poly(A) binding. Gene Ontology annotation, cellular component: ribonucleoprotein complex; cytosol; nucleus. The transcript is spliced from 14 exons. NCBI's taxonomy places the organism in Eukaryota, Metazoa, Chordata, Mammalia, Chiroptera, Vespertilionidae. The record is from RefSeq and is a predicted model, not a curated record.